Molecule: messenger RNA, 1124 nt
Organism: Caenorhabditis sp. 36 PRJEB53466
Lineage: Eukaryota; Metazoa; Nematoda; Chromadorea; Rhabditida; Rhabditidae
Source: the annotation of a GenBank genome assembly
AUGAAGCUUCUGUUUUUCGCUUGUUUGCUUGGAAUAUUCUUGCCAGUUCUCUUGGAAGGUAACAAAAAAAGUGAAUGAACACGAGAAGAAAAUAACGAUAAUGUUCCAGAAGGAGUCAGUGAGAAAGUAGAGCUGUUCAAUUUUCAUGUCAAAACAGUGAAGAAGUUCAACAAGGCUCGACGCAUUAUCGCUUCCGGAUCGUUGGUUCCUCUUAUGAAAAUUGUGAAUAAAGGCCGCAGUUUCGUAGGAGCGAGCAAAAUAGAAGUGGGUCCGGCGUCCAAUAUGUACAAACUGGUAAUGAGGAUUCUUUCAGCUACAAUGAUUCUAUUUCGUUUUUCAGAGAUGGAGCCGCGAAAUGGAACAAGUUGCGCUGAAACUUUUUCAUGAAAUUCAAGAUGAAUUGAAAAGUAGAAGUAUGACGGCGGUUCUACACAUGAACGUGAGACAAGUGGAAGGAUACAGAGCCUUCAUUUGGAUGGGACCAAUCAUCGAACUGGCCAAGACAAUAUUGUCGAUCAUUCCGGCUAGUAUCAUCGAAUCGCUCGGCAAAAUUCUUGAGCUGGCACGUUUAGCUGCUUCAUGCAUUUUCUGUCUGAAAGAGAUCACUCAGAUUGAAACAAUCAUCAUAGUUGUUUGGAUGGCUAUCUGUUACCCGAAGGAGUCUCCCGUCAACCAUGGAAUGGUUCAUUGUGCAGCUGAAGUGGGCUCUUCAUGAUUGCACACAUUGAUCAUUGCUAUUUCAGGCUCUUUUCGCUACUCGCUACGAAAUUGGAUGUUUCACAAACGUUUUCGGUGGGGUUUGCGUUGUGAGACAGUAAUUGCAUCAAUUUCACUUUGAAUGAGACUACUGAUAGUCUUUCAGCACACGAGACGAAGAACUUUUCAAAGUGGGCGUGGCUUGCAAUGAAUGUCCUGUGGGAUCGCACUGUGAAUACACUCUCAACAAGGACGGAUACUACGAAGAGGGCGAUUUGUGCACGCCGCCGGAUCCGAAUGGCACGAUGGCGCUGAGCAAACCAGGAGUUACGACGAUUAAGCCCAAGGGAUCGAUGGACAAUUCGGCCGGCAAUCCGAACUUUUCCAUUUAUUUGCUUGUCAUCCUUUCCUUUUUCCUGUUUUACUAA